AUGGAGGAGGUGCAAUUUCAGGACGGGAGAUUUGUCCGUCCAUGUGAGUUUCGGAAAGACGUUUUGAUUCAUAGGAGCAAGCUAGGCAGAAGAGGUGAGGAUGGAAGAGGAUCAGCUGAAGAAAGAAGAGGAGUCGAAGAUGAAUUCAAGAGGAGAGGGGGUGAAGUAAGUCGCUCUUCCACUAAGCAAAGGGAGCAAGGCAAGGGACGUACAAUGAAUGGGAGGGGGCGUGUUGAACAGGAGUGGGCUGGUACUGGUAGUGAUAGAGCGGCGUUUACUGGAAAGGGCCGAUUGGCAGAUCGGCAUGGUGAAAGGAUGAAAGGACAAAGAGUGACCCGCUACUGCAGAUUUCCCGGAAUGGCGGACUGGGGUAGGGGUACGGAAGGGCCAGCUGCUACUUCAGUCGCAAAAGGAGUCGAGAGGGCGGUGAUUCGGUCAAGGCGAGUCGAAAUUGAGUGGCGACAGUGCGGGAGGAAUCUGCUACUCCGCUGCGGGGGCUGGUUGCGCGAAGACCCAAGACCCCUAUUUCACAAACACACAUAA
Messenger RNA from Linum trigynum, 543 nucleotides. The record is from the annotation of a GenBank genome assembly. NCBI's taxonomy places the organism in Eukaryota, Viridiplantae, Streptophyta, Magnoliopsida, Malpighiales, Linaceae.